AUGGCAACUGUAGAUGCUGAGCUUCAGCGCAUCUCGCGCAUCGCGGACCAGAAGGAGAAGACAGCAGCGUACAAGACGCUGCUAGAGGAUCAUCUACAAGACCAACACAGCCUAAAGACCAUCGUGAUCACGCACUUGGCCUCCGUCGUCUCCGGUAUCGACGUGGACGCGCAUCCGUGGAAGCUCGAGUUCAUCUGCUUCUGCCUGGCCAAGAUCAAGCCCCGCAUCUUGUCGUUCGAGGAGCCCGACGUGCUGUUCCGCGAGUCUCUGGCAGCCAUGUACAUGGACGAGGAAGAGUACAUUGAAGCCGCCAAGGCUCUAGCGGCCAUCAACCUCGAGAGCUCGACACGGCAAUACACUGACGUGGAGAAGGCCGAGAAAUACGUCAAAAUCGCCGAGUUGUAUCUCCAAGAGGACGAGACUGUCGACGCUGAGAACUUUAUCAACCGCGCCUCUCGGUUCAUCCACAACGUGGAGGACUGGGCGCUCAAGUUGCGCUUCCAGGUGUCCUACGCGCGCAUUCUGGACGCGAAGCGCAAGUUCCUGGACGCGGCGCUGCGUUACUACGAGUUCUCGCAGUCGAAACCGGACGAAGUGGACCCCGACGACCUGCUGGAGCUGCUGAGUAAGGCUGUGACGUGCGCCAUCUUGGCCUCGGCCGGGCCGCAGCGCUCGCGGCUCUUGGGAACUCUGUACAAGGACGAGCGUGUGAAGAACAGCGAGCACGUGGCGAUUCUGGAGAAAAUGUACACGGAGCAGCUGAUCCGUCGACCGGAGCUGGUUCAGUUCGAGAAGAGUCUGCUGCCGCAUCAGAGGGCGGUGCUGUCCAACGGGUUUACGGUGCUGGAGAACGCCUUCUUAGAGCACAAUCUACUGGCUGCUAGUCGUGUGUACAGUAGUAUUGCGCUGGUAGAACUGGGCAAGCUACUGGAGAUCGAACCGGCCAAUGCCGAGCGAGUGGCUGCGACGAUGAUCGGGGAGGACCGUAUGAAGGGAAGUAUCGACCAGCACUUGGGCUUCCUCGAGUUCGAGAACAUGGAGGACGAGGUGCUGGCGGCCUUUGACACGCGCAUCAGCUCGCUGUGCUUCAAUGUCAACCAGUGCGCCGAGCAGAUCGAGCAGCAAUACCCGGACAUUGCACGCUCGCUGACGGCGACGGCUACAUAAAGUAUGCGUUAUGUAGUUGAUUGAAGUAGCGUACAGUCAACACUUUUUUUCCA
Molecule: messenger RNA, 1220 nt
Organism: Phytophthora infestans T30-4
Lineage: Eukaryota; Oomycota; Peronosporomycetes; Peronosporales; Peronosporaceae
Product: COP9 signalosome complex subunit, putative
Exons: 4
Coding region: 1-1167 (388 amino acids)
Cellular component (GO): COP9 signalosome; cytosol
Source: RefSeq, a predicted model, not a curated record